UGCCUACCUUUUAUGCUGGUCGACUCAGGUGCAAUUUGUACAGGUGAACAGCUGGCAACAAUUAGAGUGUCUGAGAGAGAGUAGAGGAUUUCUAUCGCCGUAGACGCAAAUCCGGAUACGUAUGCAUCUACCAGGAAAACGAGGACAAGCUUCAGAUUGACUUUGAUAUUAUUGGUGGACAUUCAGUUCCUAAUCUACAGCUUUACAAGGAGUGAUGAGGCUAGCGUUCAUUGCUACAGUCGUUGCUGUUGUUUUACAAGUGACAACAGCUUGGCUAUUCGACAUCGACCAAAAGGGAGUUAACUCUGAAAUUGAUAACAGCCGACAGUAUAGUCGUGACGUCGAAUCAAUGGGAGACGGCGAAUCGACAGAACCGGAAGAGGAAAUACCACUUAUACUGCGCAUACUCAGAUCAGACGAAAAUGACGUUGUCGGAGCGGUUUCUGAGUUACACGCGCGUGCGCUCUCAAACAGACGGAAUCACCAGCAGAGGCGGCAGGCACGUUCACACUGGAGAUCGUGACGUCAUGAUGAACUAAUUUUGACAAUGACACAUCUGUGAAUAUAGUGACGUUAUCAUUGUGAGUUCUCAGUGUGGAUCUGCUUUUUAUAGAAAUAAAACGUGAAAACAAA
Messenger RNA from Pecten maximus, 633 nucleotides. RefSeq lists its product as uncharacterized. The coding region runs from base 215 to 523 and encodes 102 amino acids. The transcript has 4 exons. Lineage: Eukaryota; Metazoa; Mollusca; Bivalvia; Pectinida; Pectinidae. The record is from RefSeq and is a predicted model, not a curated record.